UUUUUUCGUCUUACUUUUUCUCAAUAUUUUUUUCUUCUUCUUUUUCUUUUUCUUUUUCUUUCUUCUUUCCCUGUGCUCUGGGUCAUGCAACCACAUCGUCACUUUAAUGAGCUUGAUCAUUGGAGGACCAUGUCGCAUCGAUCACAAGAAGCUAUACCCGACCCGUCUAAGCAUCCCCAUGGGGAUGCUUCCGUAGCUCCUUCCGCCUCAAAAUCCACGAGUAACCGUCAUCGUCGUACGGCUUCGACUUCUACCAGUGAACUUCGUGGGACCUCCGACUCACGCACCACAUCGAAACAACCUCUUUUUGCCAUUGACACUAAUCGAGGCUGGCUGGAUCCUCAUCCUAUUAUGGUGACUCCGUCCCAAUCGCAUUCAUCUGAACGAAAACAUGCCCCCUCGGAACGCAAACAAGCGAAAGAUGCGACGGCCGAUUCGCGAAAAGGUGAGUAUUACUUUUUCGCGAGAUUGGUGUACAUGCCGACUCACCGUCUUGUGUUGGUUUAGCCAAAGAUAUGCUGGGUGCGGUUUCCAACGAAGAUAUAUUGAGGCUGACUCAACUUACUACCAAGUUACCGGAAGCACCACGGAAACCAGCUUACAAAGAGCAUCGUCACCGUCGUCAGCAAUCGGGUAAAUGAAUGAUUUACCUAAAGUUUUUUUUUUUCUGUUCAAUUCGGACGUAUUUACGAUCAAUGCG
This is a messenger RNA of Radiomyces spectabilis, 700 nucleotides long. RefSeq lists its product as uncharacterized. Lineage: Eukaryota; Fungi; Mucoromycota; Mucoromycetes; Mucorales; Radiomycetaceae. The coding region runs from base 85 to 507 and encodes 140 amino acids. The transcript is spliced from 2 exons. The record is from RefSeq and is a predicted model, not a curated record.